Ectocarpus sp. CCAP 1310/34 is the source of this 1797-nucleotide messenger RNA. NCBI's taxonomy places the organism in Eukaryota, Phaeophyceae, Ectocarpales, Ectocarpaceae. The record is from the annotation of a GenBank genome assembly.
AUGCGAGAACAGUUCAGCACUUUCUUCCCUCUGUGUACACACGAACUAGCGCUAUCCACGAGGCCAGGAGCGGAAGCGAGAGAAAAACUCACUUUGCAAGAAAAGCUCGCUUACGCCGGGGUUCGAACCUCUGACCUGACCUCUAGAAGGUUUCGAGGUUACCAACUAGACCACCGGGGCGACCGGCCAGACUGUCAGGAGCAAUCCUCAGAACGACGGCUUAUCUCAAAAUAUGUUUCCUUAUUUGGGAAAAAUUUUGGCACUUUCUUCCCUCUGUGUACACACGAACUAGCGCUAUCCACGAGGCCAGGAGCGGAAGCGAGAGAAAAACUCACUUUGCAAGAAAAGCUCGCUUACGCCGGGUGCCGUUUACUCCAACCCGUGGUCACACAGAAGAGCCCCUCUCUACCCUCCCCUCCUGCGGUACUUUGCCUUCGAUUUUUAAUGCGAGAACAGUUCAGCACUUUCUUCCCUCUGUGUACACACGAACUAGCGCUAUCCACGAGGCCAGGAGCGGAAGCGAGAGAAAAACUCACUUUGCAAGAAAAGCUCGCUUACGCCGGGGUUCGAACCUCUGACCUGACCUCUAGAAGGUUUCGAGGUUACCAACUAGACCACCGGGGCGACCGGCCAGACUGUCAGGAGCAAUCCUCAGAACGACGGCUUAUCUCAAAAUAUGUUUCCUUAUUUGGGAAAAAUUUUGGCAAGAUCUCUGCUGCCGCUCUCCUCCUGGUCUCGGGCAGCGUCUGCCGAGGGCAAGUGGAAACAUGUCAGGACCUUCUGGACGCCUUCGCGUUGACAGCGUCGCAGGACGUGGUGGUGGAGAUCCAGCCCGGACAGGACAUCACCUGCGACAACUUCACGACCAUGAGCAUGUCGGCGAACAGCCUGACGGUGACGGCUACCGACGGACAGUCCGGCAGCGUCGGCCUCAACGAGGUCCGCUUCGAGGUCACCGACGGAGCGAAGCUCUUCUGGCACCCGGGGGCCUCGUUCACCGAGACUGAUUACCAGGACGUGAACGGCGGUGCGGUGUACGUUGGAGAAGGCUCGACGGCCCGGUUCUACGACACCCUCACCACGUCUGAGGUGGGAGUGCGCAGCGUGCCCGAGGAAGGCUCCGACUUCGCCAGCUACGAACUUAUCGGAGGGUGCGUGCGUGCGUAUACAUACGUGGACGGCUACUUCCGUGUGGAGGGCCACGCCUCCUUCGUCGGCUGCGAGAACUCGGGCGGAGGGGAGAGCUCGCCGGGGCCCGGCGGCGUGAUGUACGUCGGGGAGACCGGGUCGGUGCUGUUCGCGGGAGAGGUGACGAUGCAAGACGUGUCCAUCAUCGACGACGAGGGCAACAACGGAGGGGGGAUCUACAACCUCGGCAAGGUCAACAUCAAGGGGAACGCCUUGUUCCAGAACCUGCGGGCGGAGGCCGGAGGGGCCAUCUUCAACGGCUCGGGGGCGGAGUUCAGGUUCAAGAAGGGGGCCACCGCCGACUUCAUCGACUGCCUGUCCUUCGACGGCACCGGCGGGGCCGUCUUCAACGCCGGCUACUUCAAGCUGUCCGGCCCCGCCGAGGUCGUCGAGUGCCGCGCCCCGACCUUCGUGGUCGGAAGCAGCGGGUACACGAGGCUGUCGGAGGGGUCCGUCUUCAACGGCGACGGUUACGAAUACCCCGAACCCAUCAUUUUGGUCAGGGAGGGGGGAAGGCUCACCGGCGUGGGGAAGGUCACGUUCGACAACGCCGCGGAGACGGGCUGCGGCACCGUGUACUACGAAGAAGGAGACGUGUGCUACUCAUGA